Messenger RNA from Drosophila yakuba, 1548 nucleotides. RefSeq names its product paternally-expressed gene 3 protein. The transcript has 2 exons. Gene Ontology annotation, cellular component: RNA polymerase II transcription regulator complex. The record is from RefSeq and is a predicted model, not a curated record. Gene Ontology annotation, molecular function: transcription coactivator activity. The coding region runs from base 102 to 1469 and encodes 455 amino acids. NCBI's taxonomy places the organism in Eukaryota, Metazoa, Arthropoda, Insecta, Diptera, Drosophilidae. Gene Ontology annotation, biological process: positive regulation of transcription by RNA polymerase II.
ACAUUCGUGUAUCAAGUUGGCCAGACAUUUUCGCUGACUAUAAAUAGGCAGAUUGGCUGUGGAGAAGGUACUAGUGUUCUCACAACUUCGGUCCCAGCAACAUGAAAUUCUUCGCUGUCCUCUCGCUCGCCCUUCUGGCUGUGGCCUCCGCCGAUGUCAGCCACCUGACCAACAGCUACCUGCCUCCCCACUCGGCCGCUGCAUCCACCAGCUACGAGUCCUACCAGGCCGCUCCCGCCGAGGCUGCCGCUGCCGAGACCUACGAGAGCGAGUCCUACUCCGCCCCAGCUGCCUCCUUCACCAGCGAAUCCUAUGCCGCUCCAGCUGCCGCCGAGGCCGCCGUUGAGACCGCCGCCGAGGAGACCUACGAGCAGCCCGCUGCCAGCUAUGUGGCUCCAGUGGCGACCAAGACCACCUACUCCGCCCCCGCCGUCUCCUCGUACGCCACCUACUCCGCUCCCGCUGUGGUGGCCAAGACCUACUCUGCUCCCGCCGCGUCCGGAUACUCUCAGACCUACGCCGCUCCCGCUGUUGUGAAGACCUACUCCGCCCCGGCUGUGUCCACCUACACCGCCCCAGUGGUGGCCAAGACCUACACCGCUCCCGCCGUGGUCAAAACCUACACCGCUCCCGUUGUGGCCAAGACCUACGUUGCUCCUGCUGUGUCCACCUACACCGCUCCCGCUGUGGCCAAGACCUACGCCGCUCCUGCUGUGUCCACCUACACCGCUCCCGUUGUGGCCAAGACCUACGUUGCUCCUGCUGUGUCCACCUACACCGCUCCCGCUGUGGCCAAGACCUACGUUGCUCCUGCUGUGUCCACCUACACCGCUCCCGCUGUGGCCAAGACCUACGCCGCUCCUGCUGUGUCCACCUACACCGCUCCCGUUGUGGCCAAGACCUACGUUGCUCCUGCUGUGUCCACCUACACCGCUCCCGCUGUGGCCAAGACCUACGCCGCUCCUGCUGUGUCCACCUACACCGCUCCCGCCGUGGUCAAGACCUACGUUGCUCCUGCUGUGUCCACCUACACCGCUCCCGCUGUGGCCAAGACCUACGCCGCUCCUGCUGUGUCCACCUACACCGCUCCCGCCGUGGUCAAGACCUACGUUGCUCCUGCUGUGUCCACCUACACCGCUCCCGCUGUGGCCAAGACCUACGUUGCUCCUGCUGUGUCCACCUACACCGCUCCCGCUGUGGCCAAGACCUACGCCGCUCCUGCUGUGUCCACCUACACCGCUCCCGUUGUGGCCAAGACCUACGUUGCUCCUGCUGUGUCCACCUACACCGCUCCUGUGGUGAGCAAGACCUACUCCGCCCCAGCUGUGUCCACCUACACCGCUCCCGCUGUGGUGUCCAAGGCCUACGCCGCUCCGGCUGUGUCCAGCUACUCUGCUCCCGCCGUGGUCAGCAGCUACUCCGGAUCCUCCGGCACCGUGUACGGCAACAACGGCGGAUACGUCUACUAAAGACUGCAUCCCAAAACGAAGCUAAUCAUACGACCAGAAACUUUUUUUUUCUUACAAUAAAUCGAAUAUUCUUAAAACA